This is a messenger RNA of Rhinopithecus roxellana (golden snub-nosed monkey), 6112 nucleotides long. RefSeq names its product neuronal pentraxin receptor (gene NPTXR). Lineage: Eukaryota; Metazoa; Chordata; Mammalia; Primates; Cercopithecidae. The transcript is spliced from 6 exons. The coding region runs from base 1 to 1965 and encodes 654 amino acids. The record is from RefSeq and is a predicted model, not a curated record.
AUGGACUUGGCUGCCUCCUCACCCAGCAGAGACCAGUCCACAGACACUUUGAAGGGCAGUGUCAGAACGAGCCCCGCCGCGCGGCCCUCGGGUCACCGCCCCCUGCGCUGUGACCGCGACAAGAUAAGGUCCCAGGCGCUGCCCUCGCUCCUCGCCGCAUCCCCGGCGGCGCCCCCAGCCCGGCGCCCGGCACGGAACGGGUGCGGGGCUGGGCCAGGGCCGGCCUGGGGGAGCGAGUGGGGCGGGGCCGCCGCGCCCGCUCCCCCUCCCCGCCGCCUGCAGCCUUCUCCUCCUCCCGCCGCCCGGGCUCAGAGCGGCGGCAGCAGCGGCCGCGGCGACAGCUCCGGCUCCGGCUCCGGCUCCAGCGCCUGCCCCACUCGGCCCAGCGCGCCAGGGCUCCGCGCCCCGACCCCGCCGCCGCGCCUGCCGGGGGCCUCGGGCGCCCCCGCCGCCCGCCUCACGCUGAAGUUCCUGGCCGUGCUGCUGGCCGCGGGCAUGCUGGCGUUCCUCGGUGCCGUCAUCUGCAUCAUCGCCAGCGUGCCCCUGGCGGCCAGCCCAGCGCGGGCGCUGCCCGGCGGCGCCGACAACGCCUCGGUCGCCUCGGGCGCCGCCGCGUCCCCGGGCCCGCAGCGGAGCCUGAGCGCGCUGCACGGCGCGGGUGGCUCAGCCGGGCCCCCCGCGCUGCCCGGGGCACCCGCGGCCAGCGCGCAUCCGCUGCCGCCCGGGCCCCUGUUCAGCCGCUUCUUGUGCACGCCGCUGGCGGCCGCCUGCCCGUCGGGGGCCCAGCAGGGGGACGCGGCGGGCGCUGCGCCGGGUGAGCGCGAAGAGCUGCUGCUGCUGCAGAACACGGCCGAGCAGCUGCGCCAGACGGCGCUGCAGCAGGAGGCGCGCAUCCGCGCCGACCAGGACACCAUCCGUGAGCUCACUGGCAAGCUGGGCCGCUGCGAGAGCGGCCUGCCGCGCGGCCUCCAGGGUGCGGGGCCCCGCCGCGACACCAUGGCCGACGGGCCCUGGGACUCGCCUGCGCUCAUCCUGGAGCUGGAGGACGCCGUGCGCGCCCUGCGGGACCGCAUCGACCGCCUGGAGCAGGAGCUUCCAGCCCGUGUGAACCUCUCAGCUGCCCCAGCCCCAGUCUCUGCUGUGCCCACCGGCCUGCACUCCAAGAUGGACCAGGUGGAGGGGCAGCUGCUGGCCCAGGUGCUGGCACUGGAGAAGGAGCGUGCGGCCCUCAGCCACAGCAGCCGCCGGCAGAGGCAGGAAGUGGAAAAGGAGUUGGACGUCCUGCAGGGUCGUGUGGCUGAGCUGGAGCAUGGGUCCUCAGCCUACAGUCCCCCAGACGCCUUCAAGAUCAGCAUCCCCAUCCGUAACAACUACAUGUACGCCCGUGUUCGGAAGGCGCUGCCCGAGCUCUACGCAUUCACCGCCUGCAUGUGGCUGCGGUCCAGAUCCAGCGGCACCGGCCAGGGCACCCCCUUCUCCUACUCAGUGCCUGGGCAGGCCAACGAGAUUGUACUGCUAGAGGCGGGCCAUGAGCCCAUGGAGCUGCUGAUCAACGAUAAGGUGGCCCAGCUGCCCCUGAGCCUGAAAGACAAUGACUGGCACCACAUCUGCGUCGCUUGGACCACAAGGGAUGGCCUAUGGUCUGCCUACCAGGACGGGGAGCUGCAGGGCUCUGGUGAGAACCUGGCUGCCUGGCACCCCAUCAAGCCUCAUGGGAUCCUUAUCCUGGGCCAGGAGCAGGAUACCCUGGGUGGCCGGUUUGAUGCUACCCAGGCCUUUGUCGGUGACAUUGCCCAGUUUAAUCUGUGGGACCACGCCCUGACACCAGCCCAGGUCUUGGGCAUUGCCAACUGCACUGCGCCACUGCUGGGCAACAUCUUUCCUUGGGAAGACAAGCUGGUGGAAGCCUUUGGGGGCGCAACGAAGGCUGCCUUCGAUGUCUGCAAGGGGAGAGCCAAGGCAUGAGGGGCCACCUCAUCCAGGACCCCUCCUUUGCCUGCCACUUUGGGGACUUGAGAGGGGUCAUAUUCCCUCCUCAGCCUGCCCACACACUGGCCUUCCCUCCUGCCCCACUCCUGGCUGUGCCUCCCGUUUCCUCUCACCUGUACCCACACCUCCAGAACGCCCGCCCUGUGAGUGUGUCCCCUGUCCCCACCUGGGUGGGGAGGAGCAUCUCAAGUGAACAGUGGGAGCCUGCCCGCCUGGCAUUGCACUGGAGUUGUCUCUUACCCCACCCCUCCCUGCCCAUCGAUUGCAUCUGAUUUCACUAAUUUUCACAGCACCCCCAGUAGGGUAGGGUUGCGUAUGAGAUGAACCCCACUAUCUCAGUGGUGGGGGUGGCCACCCACUCCCUUGUCCCCCAUGCAACAGGCCCAGUGGCUUCCCCUUCAGGGCCACAACAGGCUGUAGAAGGGGAGGAUGAGGACAUCGGAGGUUAGAGUUAUCCUCCUCCCACUUUCCACCAGCUGCCAGUCAAGGGCAGUGGGAUCUCAAUGGAGCCUCCCUCACCCUACCCAUGCCUCCCUCUUCCUCCUCUUUCCUCCUCUCUUUGUGUGUAGUAGUUUGAAUGUUGGUUCCACGCCUGGCCCAGCCCCACCUCAGUCUCCAGGACAUUCUUUUCCCCGCUCCAGCCUGGAGGGAAGGAAACAAAGACCCCGGGAGGCCAAAGGGCUGCAGUCACCCCUUGUGCUCACCCAUAGCAAUGGCCACUGGGAUAGUCAUCCCUCUCCCUCCAUGCAAAGGAUAGGACUUGGGCCACUUCAGCCUGGGCUGGCAGCAGCCCUAAGGCAGAGGCCUCAUGGCUCAGGAGACCCCGCCUUUGGCAGAGCCACAUUACCUACCCUGUGCAUGGUCCUGGGGCAGGAAGGAAGAAGCUGAGAGGGAGGGGAGAAGCAUGAAGCAGUGGGCAGAGUGCUGGGUGAGAGGGAGGAGCCCUUGGUUCCUAGCCAGCCCUGCUAAUGUCCUGUGUGGCCUUCUAUAAGUCCCUGCCCUCUCUGGGCUUGGUGUUCCUCAUUCGUGAGCUGAGGCCCUCACUUUGGUCAUUUGCCCUCCAGAUUGGGUGUGAGCUUCUCUGUGAUUCCAGGUGGAUAUGUGGGGAAAGCACUGGUGACCCUGGGCUUGGCAGGGGUAGUUCCCGGUACUCGGCAGUAGAUGGGAUGAAGCCAGUCAUGGGUUAGGGUCAGCAGAGACUCAGAGUCGAGGGCAAGGUUCAAGGCAGACUAACCUCAUGCAUGGAUUGUAAAAAACCAGCUCCCUCUGGAUCACCCCAGCCUGGCACCCUUGCCUGUCUGAGAGUAUCUCAAAGGGCUGAUGCUUCCUGGUCCCCUUGAGUCAUCACCAGCUUCUCCAAGAGAGUGUCAGAAUCUUAAGAGCUGAGAGGCUGGGCAUGGUGUCUCAUGCCUGUAAUCCCAGCACUUUGGGAGGCCAAGACGGGCAGAUCACUUGCGGUCAGGAGUUCGAGGUCAGCCUGGCCAACAUAGUGAACUCCCAUCUCCACUAAAAAUACAAAAGAUAGCCUAUGUGGUGGUGCACGCCUGUAGUCCCAGCUACUCGGGAGGCUGAGGCAAGAGAAUCUCUUGAACGGAGGAGGUAGAGGUUGCAGUGAGCCAAGAUCACACCAUUGCACUCCAGCCUGGGCAACAGAACAAGACUCUGUCUCAGAAAAUAAUAAUAAUAAUCUUAGAGAUGAGAAAAGCCACCCCAUCUGGCACCACAUCUGCAUCUUGCUUGUGAGAAAUGGGGAAGAGUUCAGGGAGGACCCAUGACCUGCACAGGAUCACAGAGCACGAUGGGGCAGAGCCAGGACUAGAGCUCAGGGCAUCUGACUCCCUCUUCAGUGCUCUUCCCCUUCCAUGCUGCCUGCCCUUGAAGGCCUUUGAGUUCAGUCUACACCUAAGCAGGUGGACAUCUGAGAGGUCAGAUGCUUUCCAGUAUGACACCUGGAACAUCUUCCUUUACGUAACACCCAAACAUCUUGGCGUCCCCCCGCCAGGAAAUGCAGGAAGGAGGUUGUGAUCCCUGGGCGCUUCGGCAGAAUGGAGAGCUGAGGUGUCCCUCCCCUGCUAGUCACCUACCAGGUGUCCGAGCAGCUGCAGGCUCCCUGGCUCAAGUGGGCAUUGUACCUUUUGUCUGCCUUUUUGUUCCCCUGUCUGUCUCCACUCCCUGAGGCCACUUAGCCUGAGACAUGAUGCAAGAGCUGCAGGCCAGGGGGCUCAGUGCCAUGGAAGCUCCUGCAAGACGCAUUCCCUCCAGCACCCAGAUCCUUUCCAUUUCGAGAACAUAAAUAGAUUGCCCAGCCCCUCCAGUACAAUCCCACUGGAAGAAAAGGCGAUGGCGGACUUCAGCCAGACCUGCUGAGACCUAGGUUGCCACGGUAACAGCCAAUGACAUCAACCCAAGGGCUGUGUCAAGUGUCUCAUCAUAAUGGCACUGUUGCUGGGGUGACGGCAGAAUUCAGAACUUCGAUUUCAGUGACGCCAAGCUUGAUCUGUUGCUUUUUGAAGAAGGUAGCUCUUGUGGAGGACUUGGGAGAAGGAUGAGGUCUUAGGAAGGAGGUGACAGCACUCGCUUGGUCACUUGACCCCACCCAGACACACGACCUCGAGUCCUUUAUGCUUUGUCCCAGUGAAGAUGGGACCUCUGACGUCUAAGCCUUGUUCCCGUGCCGCCUCACCCACUCAGCCUUCCGAAGGGAACAGGAACAAAUUUCCCCAGCGCCACUGUUUAGGUCCCACUUUUCCUAUCUUCUGCUGCCCCUGAGCACAUCCAAGCAGACAGGGCAAGAGGAGUCAGACAUGGCCCAGUCAAAUCCUAAGCUGCUCCUGGCUGAUAACCACAAUGGAGCCCGUGUUUGUCCUGCCAUCCGGCACUGCACUGAGAGUGGCACUGGCACCGUCCUGUUGAUCCUCACAACACAGUUCUAAGUUAGGACGUUCUUGGCUCCGUUAGACAGGUGAGGAAACUGGGGCACGGAGAGGUGAUGUCAUCUGCCUGGUGUCAAUCAGCUAGCGAGUGAUGGAGCCCAGAUUUCAAACCAAAGGGGGUUACCUCCAGGGGCCGAGUACCCACUCACUGUAUAGAGUGUCAUCUGGGCACCAUUGCUCCAGAUGUGUUCUGACACCAUUCCCCAGCCCACAGGGCUUGAAGUGAAGGAACAGAGGUGGGGAGUGGGCCAGCCCUAGGGCCAGGGUCCCCUUGGUGAAGCUAUGCCACGGGGCUCAGCUGCUUUAGGGAAUGUGUCCCUUCUACCAUGGGCCAGGGCUUUAGCCCUUCUCUAGCUCAGCUGGAGUUCAGAGGAGAGCUGUAAAAGAAAAGGAAACUGAGCAUCUCCCAAGAGUCCUUGGCAGGGAAGGGGAGGGAACUUGCUCUUCCUCCAACUCCUGCUUGGGGCCAAGCCCUAAACCAGGUGCUUCCCAGCUGUUAUCUGCCAGAUCUUCCCAUCUUGUGGCACGUGGUGCCCCCACCGACAUCCCAAGGGGACCGAUCCCCUUGCCACCACUCUGCAUCACCUGGGACCACAGAUUUGGGCAGGAAGGGCUCUGAGAGGAGGCCAAAGCCCUCAUUUUACAGAUGAGGAAGCUGAAGCCCGGGGAGGGGAACGACCCUCAAGGCCACCCAGCUGGACCAGGGAGACUUGAGCUCAGCCUUCUGACUGCGUUCAGCCCUCUCUAGGACACAGCAGCCUCUCCCCAGCACUGAGUCCCCCUCCUCUGUGUGUCCCAGCACCCUUGGCCUGAGUAAAUGUGGAAAGGGACUCCCUCCCAGAGAUGGGAUUACUCUCUUCACCCUUUAUUCCAGCUGCCUGCCACCCCAGACCCCACCUCCCACCCUGACCUCUGACCCCUAGGUGGGGAAGGGGCUCACGUGGGCCCAGGCUGAGUGUGAGUGAGCAUGUCAAGUUGUCUGACACUGUGACAUUAGUGCACCCUACUGACAACCCCUCCCCAGCCUCAUUCCUUUCUCCUCUCCCUGUUUUGUACAUAAAUUGACAUGAGCUGCAACAUGUGUGCGUGUGCGUGCGUGUGUGUGUGUAUGUGUGUGAUCUGUGUCAUGGUUUUGUUACCUUUUUGUUUUUGUAAACUUGAAUGUUCAAAAUAAACAUGCCGUUUACUCU